AUGUCAUCCGUCCCCGCGCCGGCCAUCGUCGUCCAGCCCGAGGCGCAGGAGCCGCAUGAUGCCUUUGCUAAGAACCAGGACUCUGAGCAGGCCUCUGUCGACACUCGGCCCGAGCCGUUACUGUCGGAGCGCGGCAUUGUCGCCCCCAUCAUGGCAUCGAACCAGGUGCCCGAGACCACCAAGUGGGAGAUUUGGUCGUAUUACUGCUACUACAUCGGCGCCAACGGGCUCGCGCUCUUUAACUUCGGGCCGACCGCCUUUCAGAACCUGCUGGCCCAGGCCGCGCCCGAAGACACCGGGCUCCUCAGGUUCGGCGGCCAGGAUCGCAACAUCAACAGUAUUGUGCUGCUCGCGAACGGCAUCAGCUUCGCCAUCCAGGCCGCUCUGUUCGUCGUCAUCGGCGCCUGGCAUGUAUAA
Molecule: messenger RNA, 417 nt
Organism: Anthostomella pinea
Lineage: Eukaryota; Fungi; Ascomycota; Sordariomycetes; Xylariales; Xylariaceae
Source: the annotation of a GenBank genome assembly